Molecule: messenger RNA, 2310 nt
Organism: Camponotus floridanus (Florida carpenter ant)
Lineage: Eukaryota; Metazoa; Arthropoda; Insecta; Hymenoptera; Formicidae
Gene: Cln7
Product: major facilitator superfamily domain-containing protein 8
Exons: 10
Coding region: 417-2012 (531 amino acids)
Biological process (GO): transmembrane transport
Cellular component (GO): lysosomal membrane
Molecular function (GO): transmembrane transporter activity
Source: RefSeq, a predicted model, not a curated record
UGCAUCUCGGAUCGAUUCAGUCAUAUCUGGUCAUAUGGAACGAGAUCUACGUCUUUCAGAAUCAGCUGUUGAAUGUUUUUUUUUUCUUAUUUUGCCAAGUCACCAAACCAGUUCUCAUCAAUUCUUAUAUUGAACUAGAUUGAAUAGUGAAGUCGUCCAAUGACCUAUUGGCUGAGGAUAAACGCGUUUCAUGAAAAAAAGGAAGAAGAAGGAGAAAGACGUUAACUUUGCAGUUUUGACAAGAGAUUGUUUCGAUACUAUUGUGCUACUACAUUUUUAAUGAGAUGACAUUACUGGAAGGUUGAUGAGUUUGUCGUAUGCUGAUGUUUUGUAAAAAUAUCGAGAUUUAUACUUUCAAGAAAUUUGUAUUAUAAGUUUUUGGUUCUUUAAACGGAAAAGAAUAUAAAACAGUUUUAAUGGAUCUAUGUAAGAAAUUUUUUAUUAAAAGCACUGAAUCUCCUCUUGAUGGUUUAGAGACUGAACUUGAAAGAAAAGAACGAUGGAAGAGUAUUUACAUAAUUUAUUUUACUAUGUUUCUAAUGUCACUUGGCUUCAGUAUUAUACUUACUGGUGUUUGGCCAUAUUUAGACAAGUUGGACCCUACAGCAGGAAAAGAAUUUAUGGGUUAUGUGGUGGCAGCUAAUCCAUUAGGGCAAAUGCUGUUUUCGCCUUUGGUAGGCUGGUGGGGCAAUAAAAGAGGAUCAGUGAGAUUACCACUUCUAAUUACCUUGGCACUGUUUACUAUUGCGUCAGCAGCUUACAGUAUUCUUGAAGUGAUACCUGGUGACAAGAAAAGCUAUAUGGUUGUUGCCAGAUUCUUCGUUGGAGUUAGUUCUGCUAAUAUUGCUGUGGCAAGAUCUUACCUAUCUGCAGCUACAAAGCUUUCAGAACGUACACAUGCAGUUUCUAUGGUAUCUCUUGCACAGGUGCUUGGUUUUGUGGUGGGUCCUGCAUUACAAGCUGCUGUAACACCCCUUGGAGAUCAUGGUAUAAUAUUAAUGAUGCUGCCUAUAAAUAUGUACACUGCAUCUGGUUGGAUUAAUGCAAUAAUGGGAAUUUUCAAUUUUAUUUUAUUUCUUCCAUGGAAUUUCAAGGAAUAUAAAAUUGCUAUAAAAGAAGCUAUGCGUAAUGAGGGCAAAGCUACAGAAAAAGAGACUUGGAAAGCUAUAAAACCCGACUAUUUAGCAUCAUGGACUUUAAUUUGUGCAUUUUUUGUUUUGGUUUUUAAUUUUGUUCUUCUUGAGACACUUGGUACUUCUCUCACUAUGGAUCAAUUUGCUUGGUCUAAAAAGGAAGCAUUAUAUUAUAUGGGAAUAUUGAUGAGCAUUGGAGCUAUAAUAGCUUGUGUUACAUUUACCAUGAUUGGACCACUUUGUAAAAAAUUUGAAGAGCGUAAAGUAAUGUUAUGGGGUGGAUUCUUUUUUAUGUUAAUUGGGCGAGUAUUGUGUAUUCCAUUGGGUUCCAAUCCUCCCCAAAUUGCAGAUUUUGGACCGAAUAAUAACAUCACGGUAGAUGUCAAUGGUACAGAGAUCUUAGGAUGUCCAAUUACUCAAGAAUGGUGUUUGUACACUCCACAACUGACAAUUACUCAAUUUUUUAUCGGUUAUGGCUUUACAUCCAUAGGUUAUCCCCUAGGGGUUACUCUGAUACAAACUAUAUUUAGCAAGAUUCUUGGUCCGCGACCGCAAGGAGUAUGGAUGGGCUUGAUGACAGGUGCGGGUUGUGCUUCUCGUGUUUUAGGCCCGGUAUUUGUAGGCCUCAUUUAUACUCGCUGGGGCACGUAUCAUACUUUUGGUAUUACUGGCGCAAUGUUGCUUAUCUCUAUGUUGUGGUUACAAUUUGUAAGUGGUCGGUUGAUUUCACCGGAGGUGGAAAAAAAAGAUGAAGCGCUAAAUAGGCAAGGGAAAGAUGUCGAAAUUCCAUUAGUUCAUUUAAGAGCCGAUAAUACUCAAACAUCGCGUGAAACUGUAAAGUUUAAUGGAAUGUCAGAUUGUGAUUGUGACAAAGUAUAAUGAUAAUAACGAAGUAAAUAUCAAGGCAAAUAUUCUAACGAUAUAAUCAUAAGCUUAAAAUGUUAAAAGAUAAUUUUAUUAUUAAUUUGCAACAAUAAAAUUUGCACACUCCAUUUACUAUGCUAAGUUUUAUUAUUUUAACAUUUGAAGUUUAUGAUUAUAUUCAUUAGAAUAAGUAAUAAUGAGGUUGAGGUAAGAAAAUUAUCUCUGUGAAUACAAUAUAUACAACUGCCAUAACAUAUGAUAUAUAAACACCAACAAAUGUUAUUCUGCUAACAUGCACAUAAAUUCAUUCAUA